Molecule: messenger RNA, 504 nt
Organism: Paramecium octaurelia
Lineage: Eukaryota; Ciliophora; Oligohymenophorea; Peniculida; Parameciidae
Source: the annotation of a GenBank genome assembly
AUGAAAUCCAAAAAUCACUAAAAAAGUACACUAGCUGAAGAUUAAAUGGAGGAUCAGUACCAACUUUAUAAAUCGAUGGAACGUAUUUCGAUUUGUUAACCCUUCAGCAAUAAAGAAUUUUUCAACCGAUAAAAAUUGUAUGAUGAUUUAUACAAUACUAAUCAAAUAAAAUGUGAAAGCCUAAACUCUAUUACACUAGAGAAGGGAAUGAAACAAAGUAAAUAUAAGGACAUUGUGGAGUCUGCUAAAUUAAAAUAUGCUUCAUCACCAAAUAAUAUCAGAAACAGUAUCAUAAAAUUACAAUAAAACUCGAUAACAGAGAUUGUAGAACAAUUGAGAAAUUAAAAGAAAGUGAAUAAUGUCAAACUUAAAAACAAUGCUAAUAGUCUCAAGAAACAAUAGUAAUUAAACCUAAAUCUCAUUUUGAUUAUUUCUAUUCCACUGUUAUGCUUUUUGGUAGUAAUUAUUGAAAUGGCAAGAAUAGAAGGUUAAAAUACAAAUUGA